Messenger RNA from Kluyveromyces lactis, 1029 nucleotides. RefSeq lists its product as uncharacterized. Gene Ontology annotation, molecular function: 8-oxo-dGDP phosphatase activity. Bases 1 to 1029 code for a protein of 342 amino acids. Lineage: Eukaryota; Fungi; Ascomycota; Saccharomycetes; Saccharomycetales; Saccharomycetaceae. The record is from RefSeq and is a predicted model, not a curated record. The transcript has a single exon.
AUGAGCAAAGUUAUUUCCACUGCUGGACGAGAGGUUCUGAUAAGAUCUGAAAAAGAUAAGUUGAACAAUUUCUCCUUUCUUCCAAUAAUUGAUAAGGUUGACGUAUUUCCUCGGAACUACGCCAAUAACGAACACUUCCAAAAGAAUGUAUACAUGCUUAAAUCACAUACAGGCGUUGACAUAGGAUUCGUUUUAAAGUUGAUCGUACUUGAGAUCAGAGAAGUUUGCGGUGAUCUCGCCACUCGCCUGUUUACUGUAAAUGAUGAUUCGAUGUAUGUUCGCUUCAAGCCAACGUCGUUUCAAGAGAGAGAUGACUUAACGGAAGAAUUAUGUCAAUUAUUAAGGGUAAAAUCUAAACUUGAAUGCAUUAAAACAUGGAGGGAUGAAAAAUAUGCAGUUUAUGUCGAACAUGAACCCUACGUCCUUAUAGAGCGAGGUCUGGCAGGUGCAUUCGGAAUUGUCACUUAUGGUGUUCAUGUGAAUGGAUUUUUCCGUGAUUCCACAUCAGGUGAGAUAAAGUUCUGGAUUCCGCGUCGUUCUGCCACCAAACCUACAUGGCCAUCGAUGUUAGACAAUAUAGUAGCAGGCGGUAUUGGACACCCUCAUGGAAUCUAUGAAACUGUCCUCAAAGAAUGUAUGGAAGAAGCAACACUUUCUGCCGACGUUAUUGAGAAGAAUAUCAAGUCUGUCGGUAGUGUAUCUUAUUUAUUUUUCCAAGGAGACAUAGAGGAAGAAAGAUUUGAACAUGAGUCUGCCUUCAUAACUGGUGAAGUAGAAUACAUCUUUGACGUUGAACUUCCUCCGGACGUUAUUCCAGUCCCAAAUGACGGUGAAGUGGAGCAAUUCGGCAUUUUUGGCCUGCAAGAAGUCGUUGAUGCUCUGAAAAGAGGUGAAUUCAAGCCCAAUUGCGCUUUGAUUAUGGUAGAAUUUCUGAUCAGGCAUGGUUACAUUACUCCGGAGAUCGAACCAAACUAUACAGAAAUAAUUUCAAGGAUGCAUAGACAAUUGCCUUUCCCCGUAAUGCGUUAA